CUUUCCGUAGCCUGCUCCUACUGCUUUCAUUCUUAUUUCGUUUUUCUCAACUCUCCUACUCUCUCCCACCUAUGUACGGACAGCCCUCCGCCAGAGGCGGAGGUGUAAGCAGCAGGGGCCGGCAUAAGCCCCCUUACCAGAACCGACCCAAUGAAAGAUCCCAAGCUGGGAAAGACUCAAAAGAGCUUCUCGAGAAGGUGGGACGCGCCGUUGUGGAGGCUCGCCUCAAAAUUCUUGGGAGUGGAGAGAGCGUGACGUCGUGGAAAGUGUCUCAGGAAGCGCUGUUGAUGCUCAAGAUCGACUCGUGGAGCUCUUUAGGAUUUUCGAUGCAGGAGGUUCCGAAUCUUCAUCGCCUUCUUGUCACGGAAGGGAAGAUAAAUACAUUUAUCCAUUGCUUUAUUGAGGUUCGAAGAAUUACUUCAUUGUAUGAUUUGGAAGUGGCAAUCUGCGAGAAUGAGGGUGUAGAGAAGUUUGAAGAGCUGGAGUUGGGCCCUUUGCUACGACACCCACUUAUCUUGCAUUAUUUCUCAGUGAACUCUGAUGUAACAGAAGUCUUUAAAAUCACUAGUGGAGAGAUAAUUUCUUUCCUUUGGAAGUUCUUUUAUUGGAGUAAGAAGCACCAUAAGCAUAAAGAUAUUAGGGCUGAAGAGUUUUUGGAUUUCAUUGCUAAGAAGCAAUCGGUUGAGAGCAAGGAAAAGCUUGGCAUACGAAUUCAGAGCUUGGGGAUGCAUAUUUCUGCUAUUCGAAAAGCGGGGUACUCAGAGAAUGCCACAGUAAAAAAAUCUGUGGAGGCAUUGAAAUCAGAAUCUGAUAAGAAAUGCAGGAAACAUCCUCCUUUGUCAUCACUGAAGAAGCAGCUGAAUGAACCUUCCAAUUCUACACGAAGUAUUGAAUCAUUUUUAUCAGAAAAGACGGAUUUAUGUGGAGGAGACAAAAGAUCAUUCAUUUCAUCAAGCUCAGAUGAUGAAAACAGUGAUGAUUGUACUUCUUAUGAUGAAAGGAUUGGCAAUUCUACACAAACUGUUAGAAGUUAUGACCAAAAUAUAGAUAUAGAUUUUCAUGCAGUAAAAUAUUACAAGACUGAGGAGGAUGGCAAUGUGAAUGAAGCUGAUCUUGCGAUUGUGAAUGACUCUAAGAGGACACGCUUAUCAAAAAAGAACACUAACUCUAUGAGGUCGUUUAUAACAACCUGGAACAAGGCGUGUCAGGAGCAUACAGUGCCUGAGGUUUUCAAGAGGAUGCUUGAAUUUUAUGACAAAAAAGCUCCAGGAAAAAGGAAAGAGAAACGAAUGAAGAAAAUUGAAUCAAUGUUUUCAUCCUUCCCCUGUGCUGGAUUACUAAAUGUUGCAAUCUCAUCUAUCAAAUCUGGAAUGUGGGACAUCAUAUAUGAUACACACGAAGCUGCAAGUGAGAAGGAAUUAACAAACAGAUUUAUCGAAAAAUCUUCUGAACAUGAGAUCACAGAUGUUGAUCCCAGUGUUAAGGAUGCACCAGUCAUUGCUGAGAAUGAAGUGGAGCUUAUACACAGUGUUUCUGUUCAAGACAUUAUCAGAAAAGUGGCAACGUAUUUUGACCUCAAUGACGUCAACAGUUAUGGCAUACCACUCCUUGAAAGAAGAAUCAUCCUCUUGAGGAAGCUUUAUAACUGUGAGUUUUGGCUGGCAGAACAAUUUUGUGCCAAGACGUUCAAGUCCCUUGGUUAUGGGGAUUUUUUAAUGUUCCUUGAAAAACAUGCCUCUCUGCUACCUGAUCAGAUGCACAAUUUCUUAAUAGGUGAUGUGUAUGAAAAUUCUCCUUUGGAGGUUUGCAUGCUCCAGAAUCAAUUGGUUGUUUUACUAGCACAAGCUUUGAAUGGCUUAUGGGGAGAAAAAAAAGUUACCAAACAGAUGAUUUCUUCACUGCUAAUGAGGCAAUUCCCAUUGAUUGGUUUCAAAAUUUCUGAAAAAGGUUCUGUUGCUGAUUUUCUAGAUAUUGUGGGGAAGCAUAAGAGCAAUGUAAUCUCAAAAGCUGUCCUAUUUUCUGUAACAUUAUUUGGAAUGAGUCAUGAUGGAGACUCGCUAGCCCAUCAUGAAAAUGAUCUAGUGGAAACCACCGAGGUGAAAAUUGACAUCAGCCAAAAUGCUGGAGCCCUUAAUUCUGUUACAUCCAAGGAUGCUAUUGAACUUUUAUGUAGGGCACCGUUGUUGUCAGAUUUAAACUUAUGGACACAUUGGGACCUGAUAUUUGCUCCCUCGCUUGGUCCUCUUGUAACAUUGUUGUUGAAUGAAGUCAACACGCAGAAGUUAUUAUGUUUAGUGACUAAAGAAGGAAAGGUUAUCCGCUUGGAUCAUUCAGCUACUGUGGAUUCAUUCUUGGAAGCUGCACUUGAAAGAUCCCCUUUACAAACAGCAGUGCAGCUUUUAUCUCUGUUCUCUUUAGUUGGGGGUGAAAAAUAUGUUCCCACGUCUCUUUUAAAGUGUCAUACACGCCAUGCAUUUGAAGUUAUUAUGAAGACUUUAUUGGAGAAUAUGGAAGUAAACGAGGCUCAAAACUCUCUGAUGCAAGGAUACACAAGACGGAGAAUGGUUGUUGAAACUGCUACUAGUAACUUGAGUAAUGAAUUACUCAUAAAUUUUGAAAAAAUGAAUAAAGCAGUGCCUGUUAUAUCCAGAUUUGUUCUUGACUGUCUUGGCUAUUUACCCCCAGAGUUUCGUGGUUUUGCUGCUGAUAUAUUACUUUCGGGAAUGCGAUCUCUUAUCAAAGAUGCUGCUUCAGCCAUUUUGUCUGAAUGCAACCAAACAGAGCAGCGUCUCAUGCUUCAUGAAGUAGGACUUUCUCUUGGUAUUGUAGAGUGGAUUGAUGAUUACCAUGCAUUUUGUACCACUGAUGCUAGUGAUUUGUACCCACAUGAAACUUUAUGCUUGAACGUUGUUGCACCUGAGAAAAGCAUCAGCUCAAAAACUAUGCAAGAUGUGUUGGACAAGCCUUCCACUUCUGAAGUAAAUACAAAUGUAUCUGCUGUGGCAGAUGGGCAUAAAGAACAAUGUACUGGAGUUUGUCAAUCAGUUGCUGGAUUAGAAGUUUUUGAUGGAAUUGGCCAUGGUCCCACACAACGUUUGUCUGAACUUGAUGAUCAUAAGAAUGCAUCCCUGGUCAUUGAAUCUAUCAGGCAGGAUGAAUUUGGUCUGGAUCCAAGUCUUUCUAGCAUUGAUAGUAGCAUGUUGAAGAAGCAGCAUGCUCGCCUAGGGAGAGCUCUUCACUGUCUUUCACAUGAGUUAUACUCUCAGGAUUCACAUUUUCUUCUUGAGUUGGUAAGGGUAUUGCCUUUGUUUAUUUCACUGUGCUUACAAUAAAUUGACAUGAACAACACAUUGGACCAUCCAGGUUCUUAGAGCUGAUAUUUUGAGUCUCAUGUUCUAUUAGCAAUUAUAGUUAUAGAAAUACUUGUGCGUGUGUGUAUACACUA
Molecule: messenger RNA, 3445 nt
Organism: Juglans regia (Persian walnut)
Lineage: Eukaryota; Viridiplantae; Streptophyta; Magnoliopsida; Fagales; Juglandaceae
Product: protein NO VEIN-like
Exons: 6
Coding region: 72-3332 (1086 amino acids)
Biological process (GO): root development; embryo development ending in seed dormancy; leaf vascular tissue pattern formation
Cellular component (GO): nucleus
Source: RefSeq, a predicted model, not a curated record